UCCAAUAUCACUCGACAAUAAUCCAUUUAUUACUUUAGAGAUUAACCCUUUUGAUCAAUUAAUUCAACGCCGACAUAAAAUCCAAAAACCAAAUUCAUUCUCAUCCAUAUAAUCAAAUCAGCACCCUUUCACAAACCCAAUAAAAAAACAUUUAAAAAAACAAAGAAAAGGAGGGAGGGAGGGAGGGUGAUGCAUCAUUAUUACGGCUGCUGCUGCCGGGGAUGCAGACCGGCUGCGUCUCCGGUGCCGGUGGCGGUGAUGAUAGCGGUGGCUCUGGUCCUAUUAGGGCUCUCUUCCGUCGUAAAAUUCGAAGUGGAGGUCGCUACGGCGGAGGAGCGGCUCAGUUGGAUCCUCCUGGCCGCCGUGCCGGUGGUUCUGCUCCUCGCCGUCCGGUGGCUGUCGUAUCGAGAUUCUUGUAAGCCAUCCUUCUACUUGUGUCCAUGUGGUCGGUGGAAAUGCGGUUGCUACUACCGAUAGUUAAUUACUUUUGUAAUAAUUGAAAGGAAGGUGAUGAGCGGCUUGUCCUGUCGUGUGUAUAGAUAUUUGUUAACGUGUGGAGAAUGUAAAUGUUAUAAGCUUUGACUUUUGAUCCAUUUUGUAGAACAUGUGGCUAUAUAUAGAUUAUGUAAUUAUAUAUUGGAAUAUAUAUAUAUAUAUAUAAGACUUUUUGUGACGGUUGAUUGCUUGUAAGUUUUAGAGUUUGUGUUUGAUUAGCAGGUUUGAUUUAGAGAUGGUGUAAAUAUAUAUAGAUAUACAUAUAUAUAGAACUGCUUCAACCCA
Tarenaya hassleriana is the source of this 780-nucleotide messenger RNA. RefSeq lists its product as uncharacterized. The transcript has a single exon. Lineage: Eukaryota; Viridiplantae; Streptophyta; Magnoliopsida; Brassicales; Cleomaceae. Bases 190 to 477 code for a protein of 95 amino acids. The record is from RefSeq and is a predicted model, not a curated record.